Molecule: messenger RNA, 4092 nt
Organism: Myotis brandtii (Brandt's bat)
Lineage: Eukaryota; Metazoa; Chordata; Mammalia; Chiroptera; Vespertilionidae
Gene: SKIDA1
Product: SKI/DACH domain containing 1
Exons: 2
Coding region: 604-2772 (722 amino acids)
Source: RefSeq, a predicted model, not a curated record
UUUUGGGGGGAAGGGGUGGAAUAUCAAUUUUUAUUGCAUCACCUGUCAGGAGUGUCCAAUCAGCGUUGGCUUUAGGGGAAUUAAUUGAUGAAGGUGUCUCCGGACGAGCUCACUUCACUCUGUCAUUUUAUUUGUAGCUAAAGCAGCGACGGGAAUAGCAGCUGCAUUUCUUUUCUCUUUCUCCCUUCACAUUCCAUUAUCAAAGUGCUCCAAUGGAGAAGGAAGAAAUAGAGGGGCCCAGGUACUGAUCUGCAUCUGGGACUUACACUAACACACUGGCAGAUCAGAAGCCGGAUGGUUUUUCCCCUCUUUUAAAAAAACGAAAACCAAAAAAACAAAAAGGCAAGAAUCAAGUUAGUGUAAUUUCACGUUUGUUGUUUUUUUUUUAAUCGUUUUUUUUGUGUGUGUGUGUGUGUCCCCCCCCCCCAUAAUUUCGCCUAGAGUUUGGCACUCCCUUCGCCGGGAAUAACAGUCUUUGUUAUUUUAUUAGCAGGAUGCCUUGAGACACACGCAGCAUCUGGUGGAGGAUUAACAUACAUACAUGUGUAUGUAUGCGUCACGUAUAUAUUUGCUGCAAAUGGUGGGGAUCAUUUAGUGCCCGAGAUGGGAGACCUGAAGUCAGGUUUUGAAGAGGUGGAUGGCGUGAGGCUCGGCUACCUCAUCAUUAAAGGAAAGCAAAUGUUUGCCCUCUCCCAAGUCUUCACGGAUCUGCUGAAAAACAUCCCGAGGACGACCGUGCACAAGCGCAUGGAUCAUCUCAAAGUGAAAAAGCACCACUGCGGUCUGGAGGAGCUGCGGAAACUCAAGGCCAUCAACAGCAUCGCCUUCCACGCCGCCAAAUGCACGCUCAUCUCCCGGGAAGACGUGGAAGCGCUCUACACCUCCUGCAAAACCGAGCGGGUCCUCAAGACCAAGCGCAGGAGGGCCGGCCGGGCCCUGGCCACAAAGCUGCUGCCCAGGUCCUACAAAGCCAAAGCGGCCACGGCGGCGGCCGCCGGGGCCACUUGCCUGGAAAGGUUUCAUCUGAUUAACAGCUUCUGCCCACCUCCCCACCACCACCACCACCACCAUCACCACCACCAUCACCACCACCACCACCACCACCGGGCCCAGCAGCCGCUGCAGAGUCACCACCCGCCUCAUCACCACCGGCCGCAGCCCCAUCUGGACAGCUUUCCCGAGAGUUGCAGCAGCGACUCGGAGUCUAGCUCCUACUCGGACCACGCAGCCAACGACUCCGAUUUUGGCUCCAGUUUGUCCAGCUCCAGCAACUCUGUGUCCUCGGAGGAAGAGGAGGAGGGAGAGGAGGAGGAGGAAGAGGAGGAGGAAGAGGAGGGGGUCACUGGGGCCUCGGAUUCCAGUGAAGUCAGCUCGGAGGAGGAGGAUUCAUCCUCGGAAUCGGACUCCAGCUCUGGCUCCAGCCAAGUGUCAGUGCAGAGCAUCCGUUUCAGGCGCACCAGCUUCUGCAAGCCGCCCAGCGUGCAGGCGCAGGCCAACUUCUUGUACCAUCUGGCCUCCGCCGCCGCUGCAACCCACCCCGCUGCUUUCGAGGAUGCCGGCCGACUUCCCGACCUCAAGAGUAGUGUCAAAGCGGAGUCAGCGGAGGAAUGGCCUCUGCAGAGCUGGGCCCCCAAACCGUCUCCGGUGUACUGCUCAGCCAGCCUGGGGAGUUGUUUCACAGAGAUAAGGAACGAUAGGGUAUCUGCGAUUACAUUCCCACACUCUGAAAUUUCCAGUACUGUAAAGAGAACUGACCUGACAAUUAACUGCCUGGCAGAGGGGGACUCUUCACCUAGCCCAAAGACAAACAAUGUAUUUCCACAACAAAGAAUACUCCGAGAAACUAGGAAAUGCCUGCAAGCAACUCCUACUACACACUGUGCAGAUAACAACACAAUAGCUGCUAGGUUCUUCAACAAUGAUUCUUCACUAGCAGCAGCAAAGUCAGAAAAAGAUUCCAAAAUCCCCCCUUGUGUUGAAUUUGCUACGGAUUUGCCCUCUUUGCAGACUGAUCCUGGAGCGGAUGCAGCAGCAGCAACGAAAGCAGAGAAUCCCUGCACUGACACAGGCGACAAGACACUGCCACUUCUGCACAAUAUUAAAAUCAAAGUUGAAGACAAUAGUGCUAAUGAAGAAUAUGAACCUGACCUUAUUACAAAUAAGCUAAAGUGCGAGUGCAAUGAUACAAAGGGUGAGUUUUACAGUGUGACUGGGAGUAAAGAGGAGGAUGCCUUGCUAACCACAGCCAAGGAAGGGUUUGCAUGCCCUGAAGAAGAAACUCCUUCCUUAAAGCCACUGGCUCUGAGACAGGGCCUUUCAUGCACUUUAGGUUCUCCAAAACCUGAGGAUGGGGAAUAUAAAUUUGGUGCCAGGGUGAGAAAAAAUUACCGGACACUAGUCCUGGGAAAGCGACCUAUACUUCAGACACCUACAGUCAAACCAAAUUUGAAAUCAGCUAGAAGUCCUCGUCCUACAGGUAAAACUGAGACACAUGAAGGAACACUGGAUGAUUUUACAGUUAUAAACAGACGCAAAAAGGUAGCCAGCAAUGUAGCGUCAGCAGUGAAAAGGCCAUUUAAUUUCAUGGCAAAUUUUCCUUGUCCACCAUCACUCACUAUUGGGAAGGAUGGGGAUUUGUGGCCUGCAUAUUCCUUAAACACCACUAAGGAUUCCCAACCUCCUCACAAGGCCCAUCCUAUCUGGAAAUGGCAGCUGGGCGGUUCUGCAAUACCUCUUCCACCUAGUCACAAAUUCAGGAAAUUUAAUUCAUAAAAGUGUUUUGGAAGAUAUUUUCUUGAACCAUAUUACCUUCCUUUUGUUGUAAACUGCACAGGAUGGUUUGUACAAGUCCAUUAAUAUGUUACACCCCUUUUGGAGUCCUGGUUUAUCACAUUUUGAAGACAGAAAUCGGAUUACUUUUUUUUUUCCCAUUGUGGGUUUGUGUGUGUGUGUUUUUUUUUUUUUUUGUAGUAGGGUGGGGGUGGGGUGGGAGAAUGCUUGGUUUACAUUCCACAGACUACUUCAGGCUAAAGACUCAAGUAAAACUCAGUUAUUACGGUAGAGCUGGAACACUUUACUGUUUUAAUGCUAAUAAUGCACCCGGUACCUCAAUUCAACUGCUACAAAUAAAUGUCAAAAGGUUGAAUAAUAAAUAUUACAAUGAGCCAUUAAGUUUAUGCACUAGAUUUCAGACCUGAAAGUGUAACUUCAUUCAGUGAAAGUUUGUUAGGUUACAUAGUUACACAGUGAGGUAGCAAGAAGUUUCUGUGAGCCCAAAAUGUUCUCUUCUGGAGCUCCUUUGUGGGGUAUCUUUUUCCUUUUCUCCCCUCAUUCCCUCUCCAAAAGUAGUUGCACUUAAUUUUUCCUUUUUUGAGUGGAAAGAUGGGGAGUCCUGAUUGAAUGCUGGUAAAAGCUGCCUCAUAUAUACCGAGUAAAAUAAAUAUGAGAUUGCAUUUCUUUUGUAAAGGGUGUGAUUUUACUUUUACAGCCACUCCUUGCAAUUGGAAGAGUCCUUUUUGUGUUCUCACCCAAAGGUUUUACAUAAAGUGACUAGUACCUUCGUCCUGCUUACCUUGUAGUCUGAACAUGACUCCUCAAGCUUGCAAAACAAUUAAAAUUCAAACUUGCAAAACAAUUAAAAUAUUUCUCUUUAGAGCAGGAUAUUUUAUGGUCUGACUCCUCAUGGUGUCAAAGCAUUAAAAACUCCCAAGAAAAGUAAAAUGAAUCAGAGUUAUAAGAAAGCCCAAAUCAAAAAUAACAGUUAUUUCAGGGCUUUUUGGUACUAGAACUCAGGCACUUGGAUUUUAUUACAUUUUACUUUUUCUGCAUCUCUCUAAACUUCUGUUUUCAGACCAUCCUGUGUAUAGAGCAGGAGAGUUUCUACUGCAAGUGACAAUCAGAGGUGACUAUCUAUGUUUGCACUUAAAAUCAAAGUAGUUCAACAUGCAAAUGGCUAGGGUCUAGCCCUUGGUAAGGGCCAUGCUGGUGUACUAUGUUGUGAUGAUGGAAGCAGUAAAUCAAAAUUAUGGAAAUUUGCACUGUUGAAAAGCAUGCUUUAGCUUUAUUUUCAAUUAAAAGCACUGUUUAAAAUUC